UUAAAGAGUAGUCUAGUUGUCAAGCACUGAUGCCAAUAUGGCGGCACUUUAAAUAUUCGUGUUGUGUGACAGUACUGAAAACUGAUGUACUCGUUUUUUAAGCAUUAAGCAAUUAACAUUUAGAAGAAGUUAUAACAAUGCCACAUGGUGACUCAUCUUCAUGGAAAAAUUAGCAGAUGAAAAAGAAAAGGAAUGUAGUCAAAUUCUAGAAUCAAGAAUUGAAAAUUUAUAAAAAAAAAUUGUCACUUGAAAGAUAUAGAGCUGGAAGAAGAGAAAAAUGAAAAAAAAUGAGCUGAAAGAGCAUUUUAAAUACAACCUCAAACUGUUGGUAGACAGAAAAAGAGAACUAGAAAAAUAUGAUGUCUCCUUUUCAGAGAUUCGUAUGACGCUGAAUGAAAAGAAUGCUGAGAUCAGUGAGCUGAAGAUUUAUCUUGAUGACUUGAAAAACGUCAUCAAGAGGGAGGAAAAGACCAAAGAUGAGCUUCAAGCUAAUUACCAUAGACGGCUGAGAGAGAAGCAACCUGAAGUUGAUCAUUAUAAGAGCUGUAAAGACAAAGAGUUGCUUGAUGAAAGAAAAAAAGUAUGAAGAAUUCAGGAGAAAUUUAUAGAGACAACUGACCAAUGUACAAAAUGAACUGGACAUUCAGAAAAGGGAAUUAACCAAAGAUUUUGAGGACAAUUUGAAAAAACGAGAGCAUGAAUUCAAACUACAAGUUGAUGAGUUAAACACAAAAGCUUUGGAACAUGAACUGAAAGUUAACAUAAGUUUACCUUCCCUAACUUUUUUUUAAUCCAGAUUCUUUAUUUUAAAAAAAAGAAAGUCGUAAAAAAAGAUUUAGAAUCUUAAUAUUAUAUUAAUUUCAAAUAACUGAGCUCCUUCUGUCUAGGGUACCCAAAGUAUUAAAAUUAAUAUUUUACACAUUGCAUAAUAAUUUGAGUGCUGUAAAUUUUAUAUUCACCAAUUGUUCCAUCUGAGAGGACUAGAUGUGUUUUGUAUUUCUCUUGAUAAAAAUACUAGAGAAAGAGCUGGAGUUGUCCAGCGAAUGUAAUGAUAAGACAACAGCUAUAGUGGAGGUGGCGGAGGACACACAGAGGCAUCUGGAGAAACUGGUCAAGAAGAGGGAGUGGGAGCUGGCUGAUUCUGUGGCCAUGAAAGAUGCAGACUGAAAACUCAUCGAAAAAACUUCAGGAAGACUUCCAAAGAAAAUUUACCGAAAUGGACAGAAUAGCAAUGGACAAGGAUGACACGCUAGAACGAGUUAAAAAUGGGUAUCAUGAGAAGGAAGGAUCGCUGCAGGCAACUGUACAAGAUCUUCAAUCAAAGCUAGAGGACUGCCUGAUCAGGGAAAGACAACUCCAGUGGGCUAAUCAAGAUGCCAUGAAAGAGAAAGAAAUCCAAAUUGAAAACUUAAAGGAAGAUAUCCAAAGCACAAAAGCGAGGUGGGACCGUCACGUGGCAGAAAUCUCACAUAAUCAUGUGACCCAAGACUUGGAGCUAAACACAGCUCUAGAAGAACAGAGGAGGUUAAAACUUGAGCUGGAUCAAAGAAAAGAAGACUUAGAGAGGUACAAGAGAGAAAAAAGGAAAAGGGGAAGACAAGAUUCUUUUGUGCCUCAAGCAAAGCGAGCUAAACAAGGGAAGAAAAAUUUUAAACAAGGGAAGAAUGAUUUCAAACAAGGGAAGAAAGACUUUAAACAAGAGAAGAAAGAUUUUAAGAAGGGACAUAAGCAAUAAAGAGGGGAGACAAAUAAAAAACACCAGAAAGAAAAUAGAUUUAGUGGAGCUUCUGGAAAUAAAAAAAACUACUACUCUCGCCUGCAAAAAAAAAAAAAAAAAAAAAGAA
This is a messenger RNA of Physella acuta, 1844 nucleotides long. Its product is annotated as coiled-coil domain-containing protein 57. Gene Ontology annotation, biological process: positive regulation of mitotic cell cycle; centriole replication; microtubule nucleation. Lineage: Eukaryota; Metazoa; Mollusca; Gastropoda; Physidae. Gene Ontology annotation, cellular component: centriole; spindle microtubule; centriolar satellite. The record is from RefSeq and is a predicted model, not a curated record.